AUGGUCUCGUUCAAGACCUGGCUCCCGUGGCGACGCCUGGAGGGAGCGCAGCUUGCACUAUGUGCGUACUUGUUCCUCAAAGGCGCUGUGGUCGCGUUCAUCUUUUCAUGGAAUGUUACUGGCGCGCUCUAUAUGCUGUCUGGUUUGACUGGAUUCACGCCCGCGUUACUUUUUUUGGUUCCGCUCGGGUGUCGCGAAGUAUGGAAGCUUUAUGCUUUCUGUGGGUUCCGCUACUGCGAUGGCCCUCGUCGCUUGAUCCUUGGCUGGAUUAUGAAUACGCUGCUGACGACCCCGCUUUCUACCGGUUUAUUGCUCUACACCAGUCAGUGGGCGCGAACUGCGGCGCGCAGAACCCUGCCGGCCCCGGUGCCGCAAGCUCCUCGCGGACGCGCUGCUGUCACAGCCUACGGGCGAAGGCGAGCGCGUCUUGAGGCAUCCUUACACCGGAUGCUCCAGGUUUUACUCGCCUGGCUUGUGGGUGUCGACGUGCGGACUCUGGUCUGUAGCAUCAACUUUUUCACCCGCGACGAGGAGGUACGCUGGAUCGAGCAAAUCGGGAAGCGCGCAGUUCCCGAGUCCCUCAUUGUUCCACAGGGCGUUGGUCGUACAAUGGGGGCUGCUGAGAUCUUUCUUGAAUUAUCGCGUAGUUUUUAUGGAUUGCCAUUGUCGUAG
Messenger RNA from Cyanidioschyzon merolae strain 10D, 672 nucleotides. RefSeq lists its product as hypothetical. The coding region runs from base 1 to 672 and encodes 223 amino acids. Lineage: Eukaryota; Rhodophyta; Bangiophyceae; Cyanidiales; Cyanidiaceae. The record is from RefSeq and is a predicted model, not a curated record. The transcript has a single exon.